GGGCAGCACAUACAAAAACAUGGUGAUGGAUGGAUGAUGUGCUAUAUGUUUCUCAUUAUUUCAUUCAGAUCAUCGGAUCGUGGAAAUCCUUUGUGUGUCGUGAACUUGGAUGUUUAGGUUUUCAGUGGAAUUGAUUUCUUCCUGUCAAAUCCAAUGGGUGUACCAUCCAGUGCCAAUCCAAUCAGAAACCAGCUUUCUUCUUACUCCCACCUUGUCAGCUAAUUUCUUGUAUUAUUUUUUAACCUCAUGCACUACAAUGCAGCCAAGGAAAAUGGAGCAUGUGCGAGGCUGAGCUAUCGUCCAUUCUACACAAAAUACCCAGUUGUUGAAGCCGGAUUUACAGUCUGAUGAUAUAUUUGGCUUACGCUUGUAUUAAACACCACAUGUUUUCCUUCGUUUUGUAAACUAUGUGCAUAUCCACAAAUACCGAUUUUGCUCUCCGUUCAAUUACUAUCAAAGAACUUCCGAUUGAGAAUUCUUUGACCUGCAGUGAAUUGAUCGGUGGAGAAUGCUUAUGAGUGACGGCCUCGGAGGAUGCUUGUAAACAGGAUGGAGUUUGCAGCCCGCAAAGAACCAUCGACAAUGCGUCCUUCGGCUCAGCUAUCAUUUGCUCGUUGGCUGAGUAGGAACAAGUUUUUAUCACGGUUGAUAACAAUUCUUUUAGUGAUUUUAAUAGUGUUACCUCUACUUACUCAUUAUUACCUAACAAACUCAGAUGCAAUUUCCUACGGCCCAUUCUCUUUAACUAGUUGUGACAGUGUUGUUUCUUUGGAACCAAGUGACCUUAAAACACACUUGGAAGAGCUAUGCCGAAUACGCAUUUCAGUGUCAAAUGAAUUACGUGAGAUGGAGAAUCGUCGGCAAUCCAUGAAUGCUGAAAUGAAUGCGUUAUAUGAAGAAAAGGAAUCAAUGCAUUCUGUUCUUCAACAUUCACGGACAGAACUAGAAAGUUUGCGAUUGCAGGUAAAAAAUAUGAGAAAAGAGAAAGAAGAGGUCGCGUUACAAGCAAUAUCUCAUAUAGUUGCACCGAAGCGAAUUCUCCCAGAUCUAGCAGAUAACGUUGAAAUAGCACCACCGGGCUCAAGCAAACGCUGUCGCCAAUACAAUUGUUUUGAUUACUCGCGAUGUUCUGUGACAUCUCAUUUUCCUGUUUACUUCUAUAAACCUACAAGUCAUGCAAUUUCGGAAUCAAUGGAUCCAACUAUAAGAACGUCUCUGAUGCAUGUCAUGGCAAUUAAUCCAUAUAUUGCCUUUGAUGCUGAUAUGGCAUGUGUUUUUGUAGUUGCUAUGGGAGAUACAACAGGUGUGAAUGGCUUGGACAUUGCAUCAAAACUAGAAUCAAGUUUGCAUAAAUUAAAAUAUUGGAAUGGCGAUGGCCGCAAUCAUGUUCUUUUAAAUCUACAGAGGCACGAGUCUCUUUCGAAUAAUUUUAAAAAUAUAAACACAGGACGUGCGAUGAUCAUUCAAACAAAUUUCGAAAUUGAUCAGUUUCGAGCUGGAUUUGACAUUGUUGCGCCGAUGCUCUUAAAUUUAGUCUCAAAGUUUGAUUGGACAGAGACACCCUCUCAAGUGCCUGCCCGCAGAACGUUCUUUCUUACAUUCCAAGGGCGACGUUUCGCAAAUGUUGCACCCGCUGAGGACACGAUAGCGUUUGUUAAUUUAGAACAAAAUGCCGGUAAUGGCAAGCAGGUCAAAUCUGAUUUGACCUUAACUCACGAAGAGGCAGAGGAGAUUUUAUUUAUUACAGAGGAACUUGAAAAAUUAAAAAACAUAAAUGAAGAUAAAUUUUAUAUAGAUUUCAUAUGUAAAAAAUCUAAUUUUGGAUCUCAAGAAAUACAGAAUGUAGAGUGGGGUCUGUGUGGCGACCAUACUGAUCGUGCUGCUAUUUUACAACAGUCUACGUUUGCUUUGAUACUUGCUAAUAACGAUUCUGUCGCAUUUUCAACUCAUCUCUAUAAGCGUCUUUAUGAAGCAUUACGGUAUGGUGCAAUACCAGUGAUUUUGGGUGAACAAACACAACUUCCUUUUGGUGAAUUUAUUUCUUGGAAAAAAUGUGUUAUCAUUUUACCCAAAUCUCGCAUUACAGAACUAUAUUUCUUCCUCAAAACUUUUUCUGAUAAGGAUAUACUAGCCAUGCGCCGCCAGGGUUGGUUUGUUUGGUCAACAUAUUUGUCUUCAACCGAAGCAAUAACUGAUGCCAUUUUAGCUACGUUAAGGACUAGAAUCUCCAUUCCAGCAAGUAUUCUACCGAGUGAACCAUCACCUAAUGUUUUUCCCUCUGGCAGCCCCAAGAAGCAGGAGAUAAUAAGGAUGGCGGUUGACCCUGAGGAAUUGCUAGGCCCUCUUGAGCCUCCAUUAGCUUCGCCAAAGUAUCUUCGUAACUUCACAACAACAAUUAUGGACCAGGAGCAUAUCUGGAAUAAUCCUCCUGGACCUGAAUAUUUAUUUCCUUUUUUGCCAAAUGAUCCAUUAGUUCCUACUGAUGCACGAUUCAUUGGUUCUGAGCAGGGAUUUCGGCCUGUUGGAGGAGGUGCUGGAGGAGCAGGGAAGGAAUUUCAAGAGGAAAUUGGUGGGAAUGUCCCUAGGGAACAGUUUACAAUUGUGAUGUUAACAUAUGAAAGGGAAAAAGUUUUGAUGACAGCCUUGGAGAGGCUUGUUGGCCUGCCAUAUUUAAAUAAGGUUGUUGUAGUAUGGAACUCCCCGGAACCUCCAUCCGAUGACCUACUUUGGCCUCAGAUCCAUGUACCCAUCAAGGUAAUCAAGACAAAGAAAAAUAGUUUAAAUAACCGUUUUCUACCAUAUGAUGAAAUUGACACAGAGGCAAUUUUAUCUAUUGAUGAUGAUGCUCAUCUUCGACAUGAUGAGAUGCUGUUUGGUUUUAGGGUUUGGCGGGAAGCUCGGGAUCGCAUAGUUGGGUUCCCUGGCCGAUUCCAUGCAUGGGACCUGGUCAACAAAGAUGGUUUUCUUUACAACUCUAAUUAUUCGUGUGAAUUGUCUAUGGUGCUAACAGGAGCUGCUUUCUUUCAUAAGUAUUAUUCAUAUGUAUACAGCUACAUAAUGCCAAAAGUUAUUCGCGACAAGGUUGAUGAGUAUAUGAACUGUGAGGACAUCGCCAUGAACUUCCUUGUUUCCCACAUUACCCGCAAGCCCCCAAUUAAGGUUACUUCAAGGUGGACGUUCCGUUGCCCAGGUUGUCCAGAUGCUCUCUCCUUGGAAGAUUCUCAUUUCAACGAACGGCAUAAAUGCAUCCAGUUCUUCACUAAAGUGUUUGGCUAUACACCACUUCUAAACACACAGUUUCGUGUUGACUCAGUGCUGUUUAAGACCAGGAUACCUCAUGACAAACAGAAAUGUUUUAAAUAUAUAUGAACCACUUGGUGCUGAUAUAUAAAUACCAAUGUAAACUCAAAUAUAAAGAUGCAGUCUAUUAAGGCUGAAAAAAUAAGAGAAAUCCAUUUAGGACUGAGGCCAACCCCUAUUAUGGUGACAGUUUCUCUAGUCCUGAUGGUGUCUCCCUAAUAUCUGUGCUGUACAUGGGGCCUAUAUAUUGACUGUGCUAUGUAGCAAUUUUACACAUUAAUGUUGUCCAAAUUUAGCUUUCAGUUGUAUUCAGCCUACAGCAUUGUUGUUUUCAGUAUCUUACUUUACAUAUAUAUAUAUAUUAUGUUAUAUACUUUUUUAAGGAAUGUGAGAAUAAGAAGAAUAAUUGUUGAUUCCCUCCUACUUUUCCCCACCUAAAUAAUAACAUCUAAUCUAGUCUCAAAAGUGAUACUUUUUGCUUUCUUACUGUUUUAUGUAUUAUAGCUUGUCAUAUUAUCUGUCCAAAUAAUUUAGGCUAAUUUUUAGGUGUCUUGGUGUGGAGACAGUGAAAUUAUGAAAACCUAGGUCACAUAGUAGUUUAAAAGUCAGUCAUUGGCUAAUUAUCUGAGUAUUUUUUUUACCUAAUGCUUUUAUUAUAAAUGUCUAUUCUAUUAAAUCUUUCUAUAUGAAGUUUAUUAGGUUUGUAGCUUUAAUUUGUUUUUUUUUCAUUGCAAAUUUAUAAAAACGAGUGGUUCUGCCAUAUUUUGAGAGAAAUUAGAUCUUUUAAUAUUGACAUGACUUUUCAUGUUGUAAUUAUAAGAUGUAUUUUUCAAUAUGUAACAAAUAAUGAAAUGCUAACAAUUGUGUGUACUUUGUUCACAAGUUUACUUUGCUUUAAAACAAUAAUAUAGACAAUAAUGUAUAUGAUAAAGACCAACAAUGCUUAAAGGAAUACUAUAGUAUUUUUUUUAUCAGCAAAUUCAUAAACAUACACUAAGCUAAUAUAAUUUAUUUUUAUUUUGUCAGGUUGCUUUAUGUUAAAGAGAGAAUAGUUCAAAGUAACUUUGUAAAAUGACUUAAAAUAUGAUGAUGUUGAAAAUGUAUUAUAGAUGAAUAUAGUAAUUAUAGAUUUUCCUUUUUAUGGAAAUCUCUGAAGAGAAUUUGUAAUCUUUUAAUUUAGCUUUUCUAAGAUUUUAUAUUUAUUUAAAACAUUAUUUAACACAUGCCGUUCAUCCUCAUGUAUUCUUACCUCAAAAUUAACACCUCCCUCAUCUUCAGUUUAACUUUAUUAAAAAUAAAUAGUUGGUACAUAAUAUUAUGCAACUGUUGAUUGCUCCAAAACUAUUCUUAAAUUUGUUGGAGCGUUCCAUAUUUAUAAUACUGGGUAAGUUUUUCUGCAUUCCUUUUAUGACUUUUUGUCAAUGCUGUAUUUUGGUCUUUCAAAGUUUGACUUCCAGAUUGUGGUUUAAUAGGAAGAUGAUGAGGUAAAGUCAAAGGUGCAGCUCUGAGCUUAGCUCAGAGUGGCCACCUUUCUGUCCUUGGUUUUUGAGCAAGAUUUUGAUAACAAUAGUCAGAAAAAAACAAUAUUGGCAACAAUGAUAAUAUAAUGUUCUGAUAUUUAUCACCGAGUUCAUGAACAAUAGAGUAGGUCUACUCACUAGAUCCCAACAACAAGCAAAUAUCCACUUGAUGGAAUCAAAUUCACUCGUUAAUAAUUGUGAGUUGUUGGUCAGCACAAUGCUAUCACUCUAAGUUCAGUAUGUGCAAACUUAACAGGUAUUAUGUGUAUAUAUAUUUAGACAUGUUUCUAAAAAGCUAAUUAUUUCUGUAUUGCUAGCUGGAGAGUCUUGCUUGUAUAAAGCAGCAUUAUUCAUUAUUUUGAGAACCACAAUAAGCAGGGAAAAUACUGUGGUAAAUGUAUAUGGAUGGGUUUUUUUAUCAUUUCCCAUUGAUUUGCAUAGUAAGUAUCAGGGGACCCAAGUUGAAAGAAAUCUGGGAUAUAUGUUUAAGUGAGCUUUCUUACCUCAUCAAAUUUUAUUUUGCUGCACAUCGACACUGAUUUUUGUGAGACAAUUGAUAAGAAAAUUGUAAUAAAGUAGUCAAAACA
Molecule: messenger RNA, 5407 nt
Organism: Anneissia japonica
Lineage: Eukaryota; Metazoa; Echinodermata; Crinoidea; Comatulida; Comatulidae
Product: exostosin-like 3
Exons: 8
Coding region: 535-3369 (944 amino acids)
Cellular component (GO): membrane
Molecular function (GO): glycosyltransferase activity
Source: RefSeq, a predicted model, not a curated record